Patiria miniata (bat star) is the source of this 1822-nucleotide messenger RNA. It is a transcript of the gene dap3, whose product is annotated as 28S ribosomal protein S29, mitochondrial-like. The transcript is spliced from 12 exons. Gene Ontology annotation, molecular function: structural constituent of ribosome. Lineage: Eukaryota; Metazoa; Echinodermata; Asteroidea; Valvatida; Asterinidae. Bases 26 to 1348 code for a protein of 440 amino acids. Gene Ontology annotation, biological process: apoptotic process. The record is from RefSeq and is a predicted model, not a curated record. Gene Ontology annotation, cellular component: mitochondrial ribosome; mitochondrial small ribosomal subunit.
AAUCAAAUCCCUCGCAAAAAUGUAAAUGAGCAAGUUGCAGGAUGGUACCCAUGGAACCGGACUGUACAUUUUGCAAUUUGAGGCGAUAGGUUUUCAGACCAUGAUAUCCCAUAUUUCAUUGCAAAUUAACAAGAUGGCGGCGCCCACGACGUUCAUGAAAUGCUACGGAAGGUGUUUGCAAAGACCACUUUCAAGAUUGUUGCAUGGGAAAUCUGUGAGGCAGUUUUCAGCAUCAUGUACAACAUCAGACGCAGCAAGUCCACUGGGCGCACAUGAAUCAACAUCGGAUAUCUUCAGGACUUCAGAGAGUUCCCCAGCAAAUCAUGGAAUGCAACAUGUUGGUCAAUAUUACACCAUCCCCAAGCAAGACGUCAAGAAAAUUCUACCAGUAGGCAGCCCAACCAGGUGGGAACAAAUGAUUGUUCCCUUUCAGGAGGCGGCCAUCAUGGUCAGACAGCCGGCCGUAGAGACAAUAGACUAUCUCAAGAGAGCUAACUAUGACCAUCCUCCGGUACGUUACGUCCUGUAUGGAAGAAGAGGCAGUGGCAAAACCAUGACAUUAUGUCACACCCUACACUACUGUCACAGUCAGGGCUGGCUUAUUGUACAUGUGCCAUGUGCCAUUUCUUGGACUGUGAAAGGUCGGUUUGAUUACAUCGACUCAGUUCGUCAUGAGGGGAUGUAUGACCAGCCAGCUUUCUCUACGGAGUGGCUCAAGUAUUUCAGAGCCAGAAAUGAACACUUCUUGAAAGAGUUGCAGUCGACUGAUAGUUACGUAUGGAGUAAACGGGAGACCACAGAGAAAGGACAACCCCUCCUAGCCAUUGUUGACCAGGGUAUCUCGCGGCCUAAGAAUGCAAGUGAUGCGAUCGGAGUCAUCUUGAAGGAGUUGCAGAGACAGAGCUGGAGCGGUGCAUUCAAGAUGCUGUUUGCAGUCAAAGGCGUGAAUGGUUUCUUUGCCGACAAGACGAUCGUACGCAAACCUGGUGGAUACAUUAUUCCAGUGAGGGAAAUGACCAUGGUGCAACAUUUCAAGAAGAUGCUGCAAGGCAAAUGGAUUAAUGGUGCCAUAGUAACUAGUGUGGACCAGCAUCUGUUACGCCCACCAAGGAACGACUACAAACCACUUCACCUCUUACAGAAAGAGGGUUUUGAGAUGAUGGAUCCCUUUGUGCCAAUCUAUGUCGACAACUACACAGAUAAAGAGUUUGAAAGCUGCAUUGCUUUCUACAAGGAGAAGAGAUGGCUGCAGAAUGAAUCAGCAUACAGUGAAGAUGGCAAGUCACAGCUUCGAUUCCUGACUGAGAAGAACCCAGGAUCCCUCUGCCGAGUCUGUGCAUCACUUUGAUUGCCAGUCCCACGAUACACUGCUAUAUACCCCUCGUUCCUCUUUGAUACCGAGGAGUAGACCCUUUGUACUUUCAAUGACAUUUCCUGGAAAGGUCUCUAAAACCUGCCGUAAUCUUUUGACAUUUUCACGAAAUCACCAAAUAUGCGAAAACACGUUUUAGCUCCUAUAAGCCCUUUUGGAAAGGACAAAUUCUGCAUAUUAGAACAUAAUUUAUUCAACUGACGAAUGGUUUUGUUGUAAACACGGACAUUAAUAAAAGACAAAGCAAGGUAAACUACCACACUUUAAUAGUGCAUAGACGUUUUAUUUACAUUGGAAGCAAAUUAAGUAUUUGACAUUUAUUUGUUUACUUCUUAUUUCUUUCUUGUACAUAAAUAAUGCAUUUCAUUUCAAAGUUGUGUGCAAAAACCACAAGAAGUGCACAUUGAAAAUGUCCAAAGUCAUUGGGAAUAAUAAAAUUUUAAAACAGAA